This is a messenger RNA of Pelagomonas calceolata, 864 nucleotides long. The record is from the annotation of a GenBank genome assembly. NCBI's taxonomy places the organism in Eukaryota, Pelagophyceae, Pelagomonadales, Pelagomonadaceae.
GUUUUUGGUCGUAGCUCGAACCACGCGGCGCGAGGCAGGCUGCGAGCUGGCACAGGUUCAUUAAUUCCACUAAUGCGGCCACCCAUCCCACGCUCACGAGCAAUUACCUACGCGGGAGCCGCAGCCGCCUCGGCAGGAGCCGCAUGGCUGGCGUACCGGCACCGCCAAAAGCAGGACGCACUGAUGACCUGCCGCCUGGAAAGCGUGACGGAUUUAUCACGAGAUACGGCCAGGUACCGCUUCGCGACGCCGCGACCGCUCAACUCGACGCCGAUGGCGCACGUGCUCGCGGUCGACGAAGGCAAUAUCCUGCGGCCCUACACGCCCGUCGCCGAGAGCGACACGGGUUUUGAGAUUGUGGUAAGACGAUAUGCUGGAGGCUACUUCAGUGACAAGUUCGAGAACCUAAAAGUGGGCGAGGCGCUGACUUUCAAAGGCCCCGAGCCGACGCUGCCGUACGCCCCGAACGCCUUCGACUGCGUCGCGUUCGUCUGCGGCGGCACGGGCGCGGCGCCGGCGGUCCAGCUGCUGCGGGCCGCGCUCGCUGAUAAAGAAGAUACGACGCGCUUCCGCGUGCUCUACUUAGCACGGACAAAACGCGACCAGACGCUGAAGCGCGACCUCGACGCGCUCAAAUGUGAUAGACUAGAUCUAUUCUGCGCCUGCGACGACGUCGACGGGCUGGUGGACGCGACGAUGCUCCGGCGGUGCCUCCCGGCGCCGUCAGAUACGAAAAGCGCGGUCCUCGUGAGCGGGCCGCCCGGGCUCGUGCGGCGCCUCUGCGGCACGAUUGAUAAGCGAGAGCCCCUCGGCGGCCUCCUCGCGGAGAUGGGCUACGGCGCCCAGGUCGCGCGGCUCGACUAA